AAUAGAGCUGUUCAGAUCUGUUUGGCACAGUCGGCACACAAAACACCUACACAGAACACUUCCAAAUUCCAGUCUACAAAAUUUGUUGUUUCCGAAAGAAAGCUCCAGAGCCCGGCCCGUAACGAUGUCCGACAUGAAGAAGAUUGGCGACCGAUCGAGCCGGAGGCGGGAUCCCGAGUGGAACCAGGAGCAGAACAACAACAUGUACAACCGACUGUUACAGACGCUGGCCACCGAGCAGCAGAAGCUGAUGGUUCUGGAGCAGAGCCGGGGGCGACUGAUGGAGGAUAUGCGCAACCUGCGCGCCCGCUUAAUGCAGGAGAACGCCCUCCUCCGGCGCAUCAUACAGACGGGCGCAAGCUUGGAGGAUGUGGCAUCGCUCCGCGCCAACCCCAGCCGCAUCGCCGCUCGGUCGAUGUCCUUUGCCAGACAGAGCCCGGCCACCAGCCGCCAGCGUAAGCCCACGGUCCCCCAACAGGUGACUUCGAGGGUGAGUCUGAAGAAGGAGGAGCAGAGGCAGGAUGCCCACGCCAAUGACCCCGCCAAUACGAGUCCGAAGCCGAAUCCGAUUCGAAAAUUCCGGAAGCAGCUUCAACGCUACAUCCAUGUCUCUGCCCAAAACAGGCAGAAGAUAGAGGCAAGCCAGGAGGAUGAUCCUGACGAUGUGCUCUACUCGCUGACGUCCCUUUUCUAGCUCCGGGAACUGGAACUGGCCCCACUGUGUCCUUCGAGGAGCGCCUGUGCGACAGUGACCUUGGCCUCAAAGUCAUCAUCCAGUUGUCGUCCUCCAAUCCUCCGCCCAGCCUGUGCGAUGAAGGCGAGCAGCCGGAGAGCUGGAUGUUGAAUGGCUUCAUCAGUUGUCCGGAUUGAGCCACAGACCCAAAUAGACCACAAGCAAUACUAGGAACACACCGCACCGAUUACUGCCGACCCACACUUGAACACAACAUCUGCUGUUCUGUUGUAACACUUUUCCAGUCAAAAUACAAACUACAUAAACACGAA
Molecule: messenger RNA, 1005 nt
Organism: Drosophila miranda
Lineage: Eukaryota; Metazoa; Arthropoda; Insecta; Diptera; Drosophilidae
Exons: 2
Coding region: 125-694 (189 amino acids)
Source: RefSeq, a predicted model, not a curated record